UUUCAUAGUUUUCAGAAGUAUGAUAGUGUGUAAGCGAUAGAGUUCCGCGUUGGUUAUAAAUAAAUAACUUCGAUUAUUAAAUAUAUCAAAUUUUUAUUUGGUAUAAAAAACCUUUAAAAAAAUACUAAAUAAUAUUAAGUAAUAUAUGCUCAAUAAACGUUUUGCGAAAUUGUGGAAACAAUUUCAUCAGAGCCGUAGUGGCAGCGGCGGUAUUUGACCAAAACAACACUGCUUACUCGACGCAAACAAAACAAAAGCAACAACACAUACAAGUAUGGGGCGACGCUGCUGCGUAGCUGGCUGCAAUUCAACAACACGUCUACCGGAGCACCACGGUGUCACUUACCAUUCGUUUCCAUUGGAUAGCACAAUCCGUUCGAUUUGGUUACGUAACAGCCGUUUCAGCAACGAGCGACAAAUAACAAAAAGCGUUUUGGUGUGCUCGCGCCAUUUCCGACGUGCCGAUUUUCAACCACAACGCAGUGGCAAAUAUCUUCUGAAGCCGCGUGUAUUUCCAACAGUUUUUCCAUGGGGCAGAGUAGACGCCGCGCAAAUAGAAGCUGAUCUUGAGACAGUGAAAAAGAUUAAGCCAUCGCAGCAUACAAAUGCGACCUCAGAUAGUGCACCAACCGCUGAAGAUGCUACCAAAGCAACCGUUGAGGCAACAGUGGCACAAAUUUUAAAGGAGACGGCCACACUUAAUGCCGCUGCAGCAGCAGAAAAUAAAAAUGUUUUAAACAAAGAUGAAAGUGCAAGUACAUUGGGCGCAGCUAUAAAAUUCGAACCGGUCACUGAAUUCGUUUCGGGAGCGCGCAUUGAAGCACAAGACUUUGAUGGUAACUGGCAUACCGCGCGUGUAGUUGAAGUUGACAAUGAUGAUCGUGAGGUGUUGAUUAAAUUUGAACGCACUGGGAAAAUCAAGUCUGCUGUUGUUGGUGCUGAAGAAUGGAUAUCAAUGAACUCCACGCGUUUACGUCAACGGGCAACAAGUAAACCAGUUCCAGUAUUUGAAUUGGAAGAAAAAUGUUUAGCACGUUGGUCUGGUCCGCGAAAAUUUCCGGGCACAAUCAAAAAAGUACUUGGCAAUAACGCCUAUGAGGUGUUGUUUGACGACGGUUAUGUCAAGAAUGUGCGAGCUGUGCAUAUGGUUAAAUUAGUAGCAAGUCCUGCCGUUGCUGAAAACGAUGUAAAAGCGAGACGUAGCGAGUUAGCUACAACUCAAACCAUUACAGCAACUUCGACACCAGUCAAAGCGUUGUCCACAGAUAAAAUAUCUAAAGAGGACCCAGCUGAGAAACCCGUCGAAGCAGUAAGACGCUCUACUUCUGCACAAGUUAAGGAUUGGCCACUACUUGAUAUGUCUAAAAUUGAUUUGGCUUCUCUUAACCUACCACAAAUACCGCGCGACGGUGAGUGGACCUGUCACUGGGUGAAUGAUCAACCAAUUGGACGUGAAGGUUUUCUAAUAGUAGGGGAACAUCGCAAGCCCACAGUAAUUGUAGACGAUUGGCGUUUGCCUUCUGGUUGGGUAAAGCACAUGUAUCAACGUUCGAAUUUAUUGGGCAAGUGGGAUGUCAUACUUGUCUCACCCAUCGGCAAGCGUUUCCGUUCGAAAGCGGAUUUGAAACAAUUUUUGGAAGAAAAAGGACAAGUUUAUAAUCCCGAUAUAUAUGAUUUCAGCAUACACAGACGUCGUGCUAAAGAUAUAAAUGCUUAUGCCUUUACGCCUGGUUACACACCUCAUCAACCAUACAAAACAAAAGUGAACACUUCAGCUAAUGCAAGUGCUAGCAACACUUCGGAUUUGUUGUCAACCUCCGUGACUACUCCAAGUGCUGCACAGUAUAUUGAAACACCGGUAGCUGGUGCAGCACCACCCGCUGAGCUACUUAACGCAACGGUUGAUAUAAAAUCGGAAACUGAAGAAAAAAAACCAGAUUUAUCUACACUAGGACUAAGUUCUGAUUCACCUAAAAGGAGCACAAUUUUGGAAGAUGGUUACGCUUACGUUGGUGGUUUAAAAGUGCAAAUUGUUGAUAAUCUAUUUCGUUGUCCUGAAGUGGGCUGUUCCAAGAACUUUCGAAAGGAAAACCAUUUACAAAUACAUAUCAAACAUUAUCAUCAAAAUUUAACAAAAUUAUUGGGUGCUUGCCCAAAAAUGCAGGAAUUAGCUGAGAAGCGUACACAUACACUACCAGAUCCCAAUGAGCCACAGCCUAAGAACCAAAUACCAAAUCAGGAGUUUUUUGCAAAAAUGCAUCAGCAGGACAUGCAAAAUUCACGUUCCAGAGGUAAGAGCUCGUUUCCUGAUUCACCUGAUUUGAUUGGAGAUAUUAAAAAGGAAACUACCAUGGACUUGAAGCAAGAAAUUAAAAAUGAAAUAUCUGAUACGGAAAACGUUACAUUGGGUUCGAUUAACAUGGAUACAACAAUCAAUACCACUGCAGAUAGUUCAAGUAUGUUGCCUUUAAGCUCUGCUGAUGACUCGGCUCUAAAUGUUUCGAAUACUUCAACAAAGCGUUCCCGUUUCUCACCAACCAAACGAGUUUCUGGUGCGCGUAAAAGUAACCGGCAACGUACUACGCGUCGUUAUUUGACAGCUGCUCAUAGCAGCGGUGCAACUAUUCCAUCUACUCCUGUUACGUCUGAUAAUCAUUUCGGAGUGUCGGAUUUCGAAGAAACUCGUCAUUCCUUUAAUGCAACUCCGGAUGCCAAAUUAUUAGAGACACGAAAACGCAAGAUCAUUGCCGCACCAGUUACGCCAAUUGAUUCGCCAAUAACUGCUGAUUCCGGUUCGUCUUCGAUUCAACAUAUAUCGGCAACGGAUCCUGAAGCUAUUAACCGUCCUGAAUAUAUCAAAGAAAAUGGACAGCUUAUUAAAAUUGUUCGCAUGCGUCAGGAGGAAAUUAUAAACUGUGUAUGUGGUUUUUAUGAAGAAGACGGUCUUAUGAUUCAGUGUGAACUGUGUCUUUGCUGGCAACAUGGUUCUUGUAAUGAAAUUUUCAAAGAAUCUGAAGUUCCAGAGAAAUAUAUUUGUUCUAUAUGCCGUAAUCCACAACGUGCGCGUGAAUCUAUGCUUUACAAACACGAUCAGGAUUGGUUGUAUGAAGGUAAACUACCCGUUGGCAAUUAUCACACUAACUCUGGAAGUAUACCAAAGCGCUUUGAUUAUCUUAAGUUAACACACACACUUACUGGUAAUUUGCUUGAGAUAAAGGAUUUUAUACAUUCCUUACGUCUUAAAACUAACGUGGCUGGGAAUCGUUGUCAUCCCAAGUUGUAUUUAUGGGCUAAUAAGUGGGAUGAUGUUAAAGGCGAUGCAGAAGGAAAGGUGAAUACUGAAACUAAGCCUGGGGAUGAUGACAAAAAUAAUAUUAAAGUUGUAGAAGGUUCAGUUAGUACCCCAGCUGUGGCAAAUAUACCAAACAUCCCACAGCCAGAGGCAGCGAUUGACACUGAUGAAUGUCAGCAAAGGUUAUUGGAACAUAUUAAGGUGCAACAAUCUAAUAUCGCUGCUCGCUUGGAUUUGAUUGAAGCAGACGUUGCUAGAAUUGAAAAAGAAGAUGAGCUUGAUGAGUUAAAGGGUUCCAAUAGUAAUUUUAAUAAAGAAAUACUAGCAACUUUCAUAAAAGAUAUGGAGGCUGUAAGACAACUUGCUAAAUUAAAUUGUUUGGAGCACAAGAAAAAAGCAGUGGCAGUAUUAAAUGCACGCCCUUUAUAAAUUAUUUAAAAACAACAAAUGCUGAAA
Messenger RNA from Teleopsis dalmanni, 3748 nucleotides. RefSeq lists its product as uncharacterized. NCBI's taxonomy places the organism in Eukaryota, Metazoa, Arthropoda, Insecta, Diptera, Diopsidae. Gene Ontology annotation, cellular component: NSL complex. The record is from RefSeq and is a predicted model, not a curated record. Gene Ontology annotation, biological process: regulation of transcription by RNA polymerase II. Gene Ontology annotation, molecular function: DNA binding. The transcript is spliced from 6 exons. Bases 275 to 3721 code for a protein of 1148 amino acids.